GGAAGUGAAACUAUCGCAACACGGAAGAGUAGGAAAGAAAACAAAAUAAUCGUUGGAGUUUGUGUCCUGUGUUACUCGGAGAAGACGCCCUGAACGCCGAUUUCUUUGUGGAUUACCGUUUUUGUGACGUCGAGCUCGGCACACGAUGGAUUUCUUAUUUGGGAAGAGGAAGACCCCGGAGGAGAUGCUGAAGCAGAACCAGAGGGCUCUCAACCGAGCCAUAAGAGAGCUGGACCGAGAGCGCUCGAAACUGGAGCAGCAGGAGAAGAAGAUCAUUGCCGACAUCAAGAAAAUGGCCAAACAGGGACAAAUGGACGCCGUUAAGAUCAUGGCGAAGGAUUUGGUCCGCACGCGACGCUACGUGAAGAAGUUCAUCAUGAUGAGAGCCAACAUCCAGGCCGUCAGUCUGAAGAUCCAGACGCUCAAGUCCAACAACAGCAUGGCGCAGGCUAUGAAAGGCGUCACAAAAGCCAUGGCAACCAUGAACAAACAGCUGAAACUGCCACAGAUUCAAAAGAUCAUGAUGGAGUUCGAGAGGCAGAGUGAAAUCAUGGACAUGAAGGAGGAGAUGAUGAACGACGCCAUCGACGACGCCAUGGGUGACGAGGACGACGAGGACGAGAGCGACGCCAUCGUGUCCCAAGUGCUGGACGAGCUGGGUCUCAAUCUGUCCGAUGAACUUUCAAAUCUCCCGAGCACCGGAGGGAGUUUGGCGGUGGCCGGAAAGAAGGCGGAGCCUCAGGCCGCCCUGGCCGACGCAGACGCCGACCUGGAGGAGCGGCUGAACAACCUCAGGAGAGACUGAACCCGUCAGACACUCAAUACAGGAACAAGCAUACUCGAAUCUCUGUGUUUAGAGUUCUUUUUGAAGGUUUAACUGGAGGAGCGGCGAGCGCUUCAGAAAAACGUUUGUGGGGUUUUCAUGGCUUUCUGUUUGAGGUGUUUUCUUUUUUUAUGAGUGUAUUAUCCAAAUCGAUCUAAAACCCACAGGGGUCUUUAUCCUCCCUAAGUGUGUGUGUCUGCUUUUUUGCCAAAAAGACACAAAUGAAGAUUAAGAGUUUCACGUGUGUAUAUAAAAAGUGAUGUUUUCACUUCAACACUAAACUUUACGAUUAAAGGCGCCCAACUUAAAGGUCUGAGAUGAUUGAAGGAGUGGUCCGCUCGUUUUCUACAUCAGUAUGAUAUUAUAUACACAGACAGCUGUUUGCUUUACGAUGAUUAUUUGAUUUUCUUUUACGGGAGCUAGCAGUAGUCCGAGUCCAGCUGAAGAUUGUGUACAGAAAGUGUAUAAUCGACACUCUUUUUCUCUUAAGUCAUUUACAAAAACGGUUUAUACAAGAAGAGCAUCUGAAGAGCGAGACGCAGUGAAAGAAAGUGAAGUGGAGCGGACUCUUCACCAGCGGAAUAACACUCCUGUAUACUGCCGAGUGGAGAUGUUUUUAGGAAUCAGGAUUUUCAUCUAAAUGUUACGGAGUUUAAAAAAACUGUCCUGGUUUUUGGUUUUCUUUCUUCAAUAAACUUUUUUUUUUCAGAUUAAA
Messenger RNA from Labrus bergylta (ballan wrasse), 1538 nucleotides. It is a transcript of the gene chmp2a, whose product is annotated as charged multivesicular body protein 2A. Gene Ontology annotation, biological process: protein transport; late endosome to vacuole transport; endosome transport via multivesicular body sorting pathway. Lineage: Eukaryota; Metazoa; Chordata; Actinopteri; Labriformes; Labridae. The record is from RefSeq and is a predicted model, not a curated record. Gene Ontology annotation, cellular component: ESCRT III complex; multivesicular body.